Nicotiana attenuata is the source of this 1199-nucleotide messenger RNA. RefSeq lists its product as uncharacterized. Bases 83 to 1045 code for a protein of 320 amino acids. NCBI's taxonomy places the organism in Eukaryota, Viridiplantae, Streptophyta, Magnoliopsida, Solanales, Solanaceae. The transcript is spliced from 7 exons. The record is from RefSeq and is a predicted model, not a curated record.
UUUAAGUAUUUCAACCACUUUCCAGAUUGAACCAUUUCUUCUGUACCAUAGUCUAUAUAUAAGUAUAGUUUUCAGAAAUAAAAUGCAAAGGUGUGUUGUUUCGAUGGCACUAAGACUAACAACUGUCUGUUUCAUAAUUUUAGUUUGGAAUAUAAUUGCCUUUUGUGUGGUUGAAGGAUACGGGUCUAGUAGAAGAGCAAACGUUACAGUUGAGACUAUUCAUGGAGAUAUUUAUGACUGUGUGGACAUUUAUAAACAACCAGCUCUUCUGCACCCAAUGCUGGACAAAGAAAGAAUUAAGAGGACCAUUGCGAAGGAGUUGGAAAAACAAAGAUUGAAAGCUAAGAAACCGCAAAAGGACCAAUUUUCUUAUUUUAAAGCAGAGGAGUAUUGGUUGAAUAAAGAAGGGUGUCCUAUUGGAACUGUUCCUAUUCGACGAAUGACAAAGGAACAUCAUUUGACAAAUGGAUUCCCCACUGACGAUAUUAUCGAUUUUGCAGGUAUUAGCAUAAAAGCAUCCCCAGCAAUAAAUAAAUUUACAGGUGCCUCAACCAUCGUUACUUUGUAUAAUCCACAAGUAAAUGGACCUGGCCAAUACACUUCUGCAACAAUAUUUCUUGAAAGUGGUGAUGCGACAAAUUUAGAGCAGAUACAAACUGGUUGGAUUGUACAUCCACAACUAAAUGGUGACGGACGGACUCGGUUGUACACCUACUGGACAGCAGAUGGUCAGCAGAAAACAGGAUGUUACAACAGUAUUUGUCCAGGAUUCAUUCAGCUUAGCAGUGAAAUACCAGUAGAUUAUGCUUUCCCAAAAGUCUCGUUGCCACAGUAUGACAGCCAAGAACUGCAGAUUCAGAUCUACAAGGAUCAAGAGCAUUAUCUUCAGCUGUUCUCUGUAUUUGUUAUUGGAUUAUGGCCGGACGACAUAUUCAAGGCUUUGAGAAAUGGGUCGGAGAGAGUGAGAUAUGGAGGGCAGGCGCAUACACCAGCUGGUGAAACAGUGAGCCCACCAAUGGGAUGGUCAAUUUUGGGACGGCUAUAAGCGCCUCACUUGUCGCAUGCGCCAAAUCAUGUAUGGUGUGGACAUUGAUAAGUUCAGCCAGAUGAAUCGUUUGUUCAAACUCAUCGAGAUCAAUGUUUUAAAAGGCGGGGGCGUGAGGCGAGACGUUUUACCUCUGACGAGGCGAGACGUAAGC